GAAGAAGAUCGUGUUUGUGUCUGUGUUCUAAUUUUUGGGUACAUUUCUUGCUACAAAUCUGCAACAACAAAUACUACAUAUAGAGCUUAACUUCAAGAUAUAGAUAAUAUAAUCAUGACAUUUUCGGUCAUCUCCCCUCCAACAUGUAUCAUGAAGAUAUUAGGCUUCAUUAUGAUGAUGAUGAUUACGGGAUCGGUUUUUAGCGAGGCAGGUGUUUACAAUGUAUUGAAUUAUGGUGCAACCAGCUAUAACAAAGGAGAUAGCUCCAAUGCAUUUUUGAAGGCAUGGAAUUUAGCGUGUGCAGAAUCAGGCAAACCAACAAUCCUCAUCCCUGAAAAGUGGACAUUUUUAGUGUACCCUGUAAAUUUCCAAGGACCCUGCAAAGCAAAAAAUGUUGUUUUUAUGCUAUCAGGUACUAUUGUAGCACCAGAGUUACCCAGUGUUUGGAAAGGGCGUGACACUAGCAAAUGGCUGAUCUUUGGUGGUGUUAAUGGUCUUAUUGUUGAUGGUUAUGGCGUAAUCGAUGGACGAGGAAAGGGAUGGUGGGAUCAAUCCUGUAAACAUAAUACAUGGAAGGGUUGCACAAGUUUGGCUCCAACAGCUAUAAGUUUCCAUGGAUGCAAUGAUAGUACAGUGAAAAACAUUCACAUUACAAACAGUGCCCAAGUACACAUGUAUUUAGGGAGGCUCAGGGAUUUCGGUGUUGACAACAUCAAGAUUCAAGCUCCCUGGUGGACCCCCAAUACUGAUGGUAUUCACAUCCAAGCCUCCAGCAAUCUUGGCAUCUCCAAUUCAGUCAUAGGCAGUGGUGAUGAUUGUAUCUCUGUGGGAGAUUACACUUCCAAUGUCUGGAUAUCAAAGAUUUCAUGUGGACCUGGCCAUGGCAUAAGUAUUGGAAGCUUAGGAAAAGAUAGUAACUUUGUACAAGUCAGUGGAAUCCAUGUAUCUGAUUCAUAUUUCGACCGGACAACAAAUGGAGCUCGGAUCAAAACAUGGCAGGUAGGUAGAGGUUAUGCCCAGGAUAUCACAUUCAAAAAUCUGCAAUUCUACAAAGUCAGGAAUCCAAUCAUCAUUGAUCAAAACUAUUGCGAUGUCAGGAAUGACUGCAAGGAACAAGUAACUGGAGUGAAGAUCAGAAAUGUAACAUACUCCACAUUGUAUGGAACAUCAGACACCGACAUUGCCAUCAAUCUGAAGUGCAGUAAAUCAGUUCCUUGUUCGGAGAUUUGGAUGGACAACAUUCAUUUGGCCAAUGCAGUGACUGGAAAACAAGUCACAGCUAGUUGCUACAAUGCCUAUGGACGAGAAUUUGAUGUUGUUCCUGGUCAUUGUUUACUAAAGUCAGCACCCACCACUUCAGGAUUGUGAAAAUUACUUAAGCAUCCAAAAAAAAAAAAAGGAAUUUUUUAUUUUUUAUUUUUGUUUAUAUGACAAAAAAUGUCGAAAUCUGAUAUUCUCUUUGCCCUUUUGAAGAAGAGUUAUGUAAACAAUGCUUAUAAAACUAGCAUU
Molecule: messenger RNA, 1509 nt
Organism: Oldenlandia corymbosa var. corymbosa
Lineage: Eukaryota; Viridiplantae; Streptophyta; Magnoliopsida; Gentianales; Rubiaceae
Source: the annotation of a GenBank genome assembly